Lepisosteus oculatus (spotted gar) is the source of this 3482-nucleotide messenger RNA. It is a transcript of the gene sgcg, whose product is annotated as sarcoglycan, gamma. The record is from RefSeq and is a predicted model, not a curated record. Gene Ontology annotation, cellular component: sarcoglycan complex; sarcolemma. Lineage: Eukaryota; Metazoa; Chordata; Actinopteri; Semionotiformes; Lepisosteidae. Gene Ontology annotation, biological process: cardiac muscle tissue development; heart contraction.
GCGCUAUUAGUUCUCUUUCUGUUGUAAUAACGCAACGCUGCGUUUUCGGCGAUGUGGCGAUGCUUAACAUUAGAAAGUGCAAACGUUAAUAAAACGUGCGAAUAAAUGCACUGAACUGUUUUAGGGAUAUUUCCUGGAUUCAUAUUAUUAAAACAAGUCGCCGCCGGGAGGUAUCUGUUUCUCCUAGUAUGCUCUCAUUAAGUUGAAGACUGCUGGGCUACUCCUUCACAAACCUCGGGUCUUCUUUCUGGCAGCGGUGCAGCCCAGAAAGCUUUUGUCAAAGCUGCCAGCGUUUCACAGCUGUAAAGCCGUGAGGUUUUGUUUGCUUGUGUUUCGCUAUUUCUCUACCUAAAAUCCAAUAAAAAAAAGUCCGCCGGAUGGUUUUCAGGCAUCCAACUAAGUGGUCGAACUAACGCCUGAACUAAUGAGUCACAGUUCCACGGUGUUGUCUUCCUGUGCCGAACAGAAGCAUCUCGGUAUAUUCUCCAGUCAGAUCUCAUUGUCCAGCAGAUGGUACGGGAGCAAUACACAUCCACGACGCAAGGCACGAGCCUCCCGCGCCACGAGAGCCAGCAUGUCUACAAGAUCGGGAUCUACGGCUGGAGGAAACGCUGCCUCUACCUGUUCAUCCUGCUCAUGCUCAUCAUUUUGGUUGUGAACCUCGCCCUGACCAUCUGGAUCCUCAGAGUGAUGUGGUUCAAUGCGGAAGGAAUGGGACUUUUAAGAAUAACAAGUGAUGGGCUCAGACUUGAAGGAGAGUCUGAAUUUCUCUUUCCACUCUAUGCCAAAGAGAUUCACUCCAGAGAGGAGUCUUCCCUGCUUCUUCACUCCUCUCAGAACGUCACAGUCAAUGCCCGAAACCAAGAUGGGGAUGUGACAGGAAGAUUAACAGUAGGUCCGCAGAUGGUGGAAGCUCAAGGACAGCAUUUCGAGAUUAGCUCCGCCAGUGGCAAGAUGCUCUUCUCCGCGGACGAGAAGGAAGUGGUGGUGGGGACAGACAAGCUCCGCGUGACAGGUCCAGAAGGCGCUCUCUUCGAACACUCGGUGGAGACUCCGCUAGUCAAGGCUCAGGCUUUUAAGGACCUGAGACUGGAGUCUCCGACCCGGUCCUUGAGCAUGGACGCCCCAAAAGGAGUGCACAUCAAGGCGCUGGCAGGCAACAUAGAGGCCACGUCUCAGAUGGACAUCUUGCUCCACACGAGUGAGGGAACGCUGAUCCUGGACGCUGAGACAGUGCGCUUGCCCAAGUUACCUCAGGGGACGAGAGGAGUGCCAGGAAACUCUCAGGGACUCUACGAAGUGUGUGUGUGCCCAGAUGGAAAACUGUACUUGUCUGUGGCGGGCGUGGGUUCCACGUGCCACGAAUACAGCCGUGUCUGCCAAUAACCCCCCCCAGGGAUUCCUACCUGUUCUCUGGAGGCUUUUUCCUGGGAUUUCAUUUUCUUUCAGCUUCUGAGGUCAACAUUCAGCCCCAAAUGACUGACAAAACACACGCCUUCAAUAGAAACCGAAGACGUCUCAGAGAAUCCCCAGGGCCCCUUUCCUCUCUGAAGGGUAACUAACUACAGUACAUAAGCCUUCAAGAGACACCGAAGAGCACAAUACAGCUUUAAAGGAAACUGCCAGUAUACCAAGCAGCUUUGUCCACAUUUCUACUGUUCUAGAGACAAUAAUUUAAAAUGCUGUGUAUACAUUCACGUAAACAGUUGUAUUCUUUCACCACUUUAAUACGGAAUUACUUACCUAUGUUUUUAAAAAAAGGCAACUGCUAACGUGUGCAAAAGAGCUGGGUGCCAACCCAGGUGUUUGUCUGGAGCUCUUCUGUGUUGCUGUGUGCACAGACGGUAGAGAGGCCUUUUCGGCUCCUGGCCCUGUGUCUUCUAUGCAACAAGUUGUUUGUGUGCUUGCAGUAACAUUGAGGUUGUUUGAAAUGUAAUCUACUCACGAGGAAUGGGAAAGACAGUCCACUAUAUGUUGUUUCUUUUUUGAUUUAAAAGCAAGUUUGGAAACACACCAAGCAUGUUCUUGGCGUGAAAGGAGCAAACCCCAAAGAUCUGGGAUCAAACUACCGUCAGUUCUUUCUCAAGACGUCCAGUGGGGAAAACAGUACAUGAGAACGUGCCACACAAGAGAUCCUUUAAUUUUUUUUAAGUAAAAACCUUUAAUCCAUUCAUUUUUUUGUUUCUACAUACUUCCAAAAACAAGUUAUUGUCUAAGUGUGUAGAGUUAUCCAUUUCACUGCCAUGUGAGUAGAGGAUUGUUUGGUGUUCGUUAGCAUUGAAAAGGUCGUGAAAGGGUUCUGAUUCAUUGGAGAAUGACUGGGCCGCACCAAGUUACAGACGUUACUUCACAGGCUGGUACAAGUAGUCUGCUAGGUUCCGCUACUUGAUGUGUGAUUCCCUAUUUUGAGUUUCCGUAUUCAUUAUAUUUAUUCACUAUAUUUUUGUCAUUCAGAAGAUUCUACAUAUGACCAGCACACCAGCAUAUACAAUAUGGUCAUAACUGAAAACAUAGCCUGCCUGGUAAAGCAGUAUUAAUAAAUAUCAUCAUGCUUUUCCUUAAUGUGACAUCCUUGCAUAUUCUCAACCCUCUCUUUCCAAAACACUGUGUCCACUGUUAGGAUUAUGGUUAAGACAUUUGUUUUAACACAUUUGUGAAAUGGCAAUGUUAGAAAAGGCCCAGUCUAACUAAUAAAAAACAGUGUAGAGGUAGACUUCUAAAGUUACUGACCUGGACAUUUUCUGUUUUGUGGAAAGUGAUGUGUUAAAACUGGUGGCAAUUAAAAUAUAGAGAUUAUAGUCAAUAAGGCAGAGCUAAAAAGAGAUUUACAUUAUGAGGAUCAGUGGUACGGGGGUUAAAAACAGCCACUGGAAAAGAGAUAGGACCUACUCCGGCACAUCUGAACAAAUAUAACCUUAAAGCUAGCUAGUUACAGCAGUGAAAAUGCAAGACCUAUUUUAAAUAGCAGCUGAAACUAAAAAUCAACAAAACAGUUUGCCUUUGAACUCCUUUGGGCCUUAUUGCAGUAUAUAUUACAAAACAAUGGCUUCAUAUUAUUUAUACAUUAUUGUUUUUGCUUAGGCAGCCUUUCAAGAGUGCCAGAAAAAUGCUUAGAGAAAUAAUUGUGAUUUGUGAAUUAGAAAUGCCUUGGUUUUCUCUGAUGGAAAAGUAAUAUUUGGCAGUGUUGCCACCUCAUUUCCCAGAUAUAUCUUCACACCCACUUUAUAUAUAAAUAUAUGUAUAAAUAAAUAGAACUUUUGAAAUAUAACAUGAUGCUGGUAUCAUUCUGCUAUAGCACAUUCAUUGUUCAGUCCAAUUUAUUUCUUAAUUAUUUCUUAAUAACAGAAACAAAAUCCUUUAAAUGUUAUUGAAGGAGCACUGUGCGCUGAGGCAAAAAGCUGAGGCAAUCUUAUAAAAUCCAAUGAAAUUAACAACCAAACUUUGUAUGCAGAAAUAAAAGGCUUUUGUGUUAUUCAACUAAA